Molecule: messenger RNA, 954 nt
Organism: Xyrichtys novacula (pearly razorfish)
Lineage: Eukaryota; Metazoa; Chordata; Actinopteri; Labriformes; Labridae
Source: the annotation of a GenBank genome assembly
AUGGAGAACCAGACUGUUGGUGCAGAUAUUCUGCUCCUGGAGGGGUUAAAGGUCAGCCCACAGUCCACUGUUCCUGUCUUUGUCAUCCUCCUCCUCAUCUACAUCUUCAUCAUGGUGUCCAACAUUGGCCUGGUGCUGCUGAUCUCCAUGGAGAGGAGCCUCCACCAGCCUAUGUACCUUCUCUUUUGUAACAUGAGCGUGAACGACGCGUUUGGCUCCACGGCGCUCAUUCCUCGCCUCCUGAGUGACCUUUUAGUCUCCGCCACAGAGCGCUACAUUCAUUACAUCGACUGCGUUGUCCAGGCUUUCUGCCUCCACCUGAGCGCCAGCAGCUCUCACACCGUACUCAUAAUCAUGGCCUUCGAUCGCUACGUGGCCAUCUGUAACCCUCUCCGAUACGCCACCAUCAUGACCAGCAGGAUGGUGGUUAAACUGUCAGCGUCGGCGUGGCUGGUGUCCUUCGUUAUGGUGUUGGUCCUCAUGAGCCUCAGCGUGCGGCUGUCACGCUGCAGGGCAGCCAUUUUCCACCCGUUCUGUGAUAACGCCUCUUUGUUUAAACUGUCCUGCGAGAGCGUCCUCAUCAACAACAUCUACGGCCUCGGAUACACUGUCAUCCUGCUGGGCACCUCCAUCGGCAGCGUCACACUCACCUACCUGAAGAUCGCCGCAGUGUGCGUGAUCAGUAAGAACAAAGCCCUGAACAGCAAAGCGCUGCAGACCUGCUUUACCCACCUGGCCGUCUACAUCAUCAUGUUAACGUCAGGCAGCGUCAUCAUCUCCCUCCACCGAUUCCCUCACCUGUCUUAUGAGAGGAAACUGGCGUCCAUCCUGUUCCACGUGGUUCCUCCUGCGAUGAAUACCAUCAUCUACGGGCUGCAAAUCAAAGCGGUCAGAGAGAAGAUCCUCCUCGUGUUUUCACGGAAAACAGCGACUGUGGCGGGGGAGAGAAAAUGA